Lycium ferocissimum is the source of this 1069-nucleotide messenger RNA. RefSeq names its product probable xyloglucan endotransglucosylase/hydrolase protein 26. Gene Ontology annotation, biological process: xyloglucan metabolic process; cell wall biogenesis. The transcript has 4 exons. Gene Ontology annotation, molecular function: hydrolase activity, hydrolyzing O-glycosyl compounds; xyloglucan:xyloglucosyl transferase activity. Gene Ontology annotation, cellular component: cell wall; apoplast. NCBI's taxonomy places the organism in Eukaryota, Viridiplantae, Streptophyta, Magnoliopsida, Solanales, Solanaceae. Bases 90 to 959 code for a protein of 289 amino acids. The record is from RefSeq and is a predicted model, not a curated record.
AGGACCUAUAUAACGUGUCACAUCCCAAGAACAAAAACACACAAUUUCCAGUUUUAGACUAAAGAAACAAGGGAACUUCCAUAUUCAAAAUGGCAAGUUCUCAAGUUCUUUCCUUGGCUUUGUUUAUCUCAUCUAUUGCAUUUCAUUUGGUUGUGGCCAAUGGUAUGUUCUCAGACCACAUGUACAUUAACUGGGGUGCUCAUCACUCUUGGAUGAAUGGCGAUGAUCUGCAGCUCGUCCUUGAUAAAUCCUCAGGUUCUGGUGUGCAAUCAAAAGGAACAUUUCUAUUCGGAAGCAUAGAAGCACUGAUCAAAUUGGUACCUGGUAACUCUGCCGGAACUGUCACAGCAUACUAUCUAUCUUCCACUGGUGACAAGCACGACGAGAUUGACUUUGAGUUUUUAGGGAAUGUAUCAGGGCAGCCCUAUAUUAUCCACACUAACAUUUUCACGCAAGGCAUAGGAAACAGGGAACAGCAAUUCUAUCCAUGGUUUGAUCCAUCUGCAGAUUACCAUAACUACACCAUUCACUGGAAUCCCACUGCAGUUGUAUGGUACGUCGAUGACAUACCAAUCAGAGUGUUCAGGAACUAUCAGAGCCAGGGAAUUGGCUAUCCAAAUGCACAAGGAAUGGGAGUUUACUCUAGCCUUUGGAAUGCAGAUAAUUGGGCAACUAGAGGUGGCCUCGAUAAGAUUGACUGGAACAGUGCUCCAUUCGUUGCUAAAUACCGCAAUUUUAGGCCAAGGGCUUGCUUCUGGAAUGGACCCGUUAGCAUCACUCAAUGCGCUGUUGCGUCAGUAAACAACUGGUAUACCUCUCCUCAAUACAGUCAACUCAGCUAUGAUAAACAAGGUCAGAUGGCCUGGAUCAGGAAUAAUUACAUGAUUUAUGACUACUGCAAAGACGCUAAGCGCUUCAACGGACAGUUUCCUAGUGAAUGUUUUAAGCCUCAGUACUGAUAACUGCAGCCAUUUCUUAUUCUGUUUCUGCAAAAAGUUUGAGAUGUUUUUUAAUUCAUAUUUCAUUUCCAUUCUUACUGAAAAAUUGAGCCCGAUUCUUUUUGAGUGAA